GCUCCGAACAAAAAGGGUUUCAUUUCGACCUUCUCUCUUGUGUUUUCCAGGAGGAGCGAGUUCCUGGGAUGCAUGUCCUUCGCCGUCAAGCAUGCCGUCAAGAAGGAGGUGAGCGGCACGUUCCGCCUGCUGCCGCAGAGCGCGGGCCGCAACCAGAACGUGCCCGUCGACGGUGUGCAGCAGCAGCAGCACCACCAGGCGCUCCCGCAACCGGCGUCAGAUGAGGAACAGCACUCGGACGGGGACCGGGCGGACCGCCGGAGGGUCAUGUACUCGAGCAGGACGAUGGAGUCCGUGGCCGCGGCCGCGCCCACCACCACCGCCACAGUGGACCGCAGCGAGGACAGCACCUUCCUCCGCCACCUGGAGCUGGAGGGUGCCGACGGCCCCGCGCUGCCGGUGCACCCGGCGGCCACCCCGCGCCCGCCCGGCCGCACGCCCUUCACGUCGACGCGCCGGCUGCAGCGCGCGCCCGCGGGGGGCUUCGGCUUCUCCGUGGCGUGGACGCAGCCGCCCCGCGUCGAACGCGUGGAGCCCGGGCUGCCCGCCGAGCAGGCCGGCAUCCGCCCCGGGGACUACAUCAUCUUUGUCGACAAGCACAACGUCGUCACCGUCCCCGAGGAGGAUGUGCUGCAGCUCAUUAGAUCGUGCGGCAACCAGCUGACCCUCGAGGUGUACCGCCGCCUCAGCCCCAACGGCAUGGUCCCCCAGUCCAAGUCCACGCCAGCGGUAGGCUCCGUGGGCAAGACCAAGCCCGGGGUGCCCUCCUCGGCCUCCACCUCUUCUGCGCUGCUCUCCAAGGUGGCCACCGCCGUGGCCGCCCCCACCCCCAUCGGCCUCAGUGGCCCCAGCGCCGCCCCCGGCACGCCAGCCAGCCUCCGCCAGCAGCCGCCGCCGCCCCCAGAACCUCGACCGUCCACCGCCUGCUCCUCCGCCACCGUUGGCACGGCCGCCUCCGACAAGCGGAGACUGCACCUCCCGCAGGUCACCUUCAGCAGUGAGGUGGGUUCGGGCGUGCUCGUCUAGCGAGCCGGUAGAAGCCGUACGCGUAGGCCAUCGGCAGAUGGUGCCCCAGUCAAUUAGCUUGCUUUUACCUGCUAAGCCAGGUUCGCCGAACCAUCUAGUGGUUCGACGGUGCUAUUAAUUUAU
Frankliniella occidentalis (western flower thrips) is the source of this 1149-nucleotide messenger RNA. RefSeq lists its product as uncharacterized. NCBI's taxonomy places the organism in Eukaryota, Metazoa, Arthropoda, Insecta, Thysanoptera, Thripidae. The record is from RefSeq and is a predicted model, not a curated record. Gene Ontology annotation, cellular component: nucleus; plasma membrane. The transcript has 3 exons. The coding region runs from base 73 to 1026 and encodes 317 amino acids. Gene Ontology annotation, biological process: signal transduction. Gene Ontology annotation, molecular function: protein binding.